AUCGAUGUCUUUUACUGAUGUUAUUCGCUGUUACUGAUUUAUUAUUGUCCAAAUCAAUUGCUUGAAUUUAUUGCCAAUUAUUAUUGAAUGCGGAAGGGUUAGCGACUGAUUUGCCUGCCUCGCCGUACGCGUAACACAUUUGCAGCUGCAUCGACAAUUUUGUGGAAAUUUGCACAACUUUAUGACGGACUAAUUAAAUUUGCCCAGACAUCUACUGUCCUAUUAAAGUAUAAAAGUCAGGAAUAAACUAUUUGGGAAAUUAGUUGCAAGGCAGCAUCCGUCAGCAUCGUUCAGAUUUUCCGACCAAAGAUCAGCGUAUCGAAGUCAAAUAUUGCACAUUCAAUCAUGACGAGCAUUGAAACAAGUCAAGUUUUACAGCGCCUAAUCAGCCUCAAAAUUGUUGAGACACCAAAGCAACCACAACGCGAAGCCGGAAAACGUGAAUGCUAUUCGGAGGAUAUUAAGAAGACGCAUGUACCAGCUACACCCUGUUCUGGCGCUGUCACAUUUUUAACGGAACUCAAAAAGCGACGAAAAAUUAAACUAAAUCGCGUCUACAACUAUGAGACAGACAAACACUUUAUUAAAGCACGCAAAUCGCUUAAUUUUUAACAUAACUAAUAGUUUUGAUGUAAUCAGUAGCAAUAAUCACCUUUGAUUUUAAAUCAAAUAUAUUUUUCUGAAUCAAAUACAAAUAAAAAUGUUCAUGCCUUAUUUCUAAAUUGUAUAUUUCGCGCUUUAUGGUAUAUUAUGUGGUCAAAUAAAAUUUUUGUGGUCACACUGGUCCUAUUGCUGUUAUUCACCACGGCCGAAUCCCAGAACCGGUGUGAAGGCUUUGCUCGAUUAUUUGUUCAGGCAGCAAAAAGGAUUCGACAAAAUACAUUUCUUAUUCCAUCAGACACAAUGAUAUGAUAUUAGAGUCUGAAUAUUUCUUUAGCUGUGAAUGAAUUUAAGUCAAACACGUAGUUGAGAAUAGAAAAUAUAUUUACAUUCAAAUUUUAUUUUUAA
Messenger RNA from Drosophila montana, 1008 nucleotides. It is a transcript of the gene Z600, whose product is annotated as Z600. Lineage: Eukaryota; Metazoa; Arthropoda; Insecta; Diptera; Drosophilidae. The coding region runs from base 346 to 612 and encodes 88 amino acids. The record is from RefSeq and is a predicted model, not a curated record. The transcript is spliced from 2 exons.